AUGAAACGAAACUACAUGUCGCUACAUGAAAGAAGCAAAAGUAAAGAGUUGAGAGAUUAUGAAGAAAAUGAAAUUCGGAGUCUCGACUUGAGAUUAUUUCAAAAAGAUGAUUACGAACAGCUAAUGGAGCAAUUAGGAAAUUGGAGAAAUAAAAUAUGGAAAGUUACGUCAAAUUAUUCCAGGAAUCCAAAUAAAUGCUCAUCAUUCUUCAUGGAUGAAAAAUUGAAAACAAACAUGAGAAAAGUUCAGCAUUGA
This is a messenger RNA of Clunio marinus, 255 nucleotides long. NCBI's taxonomy places the organism in Eukaryota, Metazoa, Arthropoda, Insecta, Diptera, Chironomidae. The record is from the annotation of a GenBank genome assembly.